CCAUUUUGUCCGCCUCAGCGGGCGGGAAGAUGAGGCGGGGAAAGGCGCUCCGUCGCCUGAGGGAAAACCAGGCCCGUUGACGGCUCCCCGCGACGGGGCCCCGAAGGCCUCUGAGGCGGGAUGGAGCCCACCGGGCCUCGGGGCCCGGUUGUUGGAAUCGUCUCCGGCCCGCCUGCGGGGCAACCCCGGGAGUACAAACUGGUGAUGUUGGGCGCCGGCGGAGUCGGGAAAAGCGCCAUGACCAUGCAGUUCAUCAGUCACCGUUUCCCAGAAGACCACGAUCCCACGAUCGAGGAUGCUUACAAAAUGCGGAUCCGGAUUGACGACGAACCUGCUAAUCUGGAUAUUUUGGACACCGCAGGCCAGGCCGAAUUCACUGCUAUGAGAGAUCAGUACAUGCGAGCUGGCGAGGGGUUUAUUAUCUGUUACUCCAUCACGGACCGCCGAAGUUUUCACGAAGUCCGGGAGUUUAAACAGCUCAUCUACCGUGUCCGACGUACGGAUGAGACUCCGGUCGUUCUGGUCGGCAACAAGUCCGACCUAACUCAACUCAGGCAGGUCUCCAAGGACGAAGGCUCGGCGUUGGCCCAAGAGUUCGGCUGCCCCUUUUUCGAGACCUCCGCCGCCUUCCGCUACUACAUCGACGACGUCUUCCACACCCUCGUCCGCGAAAUCCGGCGGAAGGAGAAGGAAAUCGUCAUGGCGUUGGAGAAGAAGUCGAAGCCGCGUCCGAGCGUUUGGAAAACCUUGAAAUCUCCCUUCCGCAAGAAGAAAAAUUCCAUAACCUGAAAACCCCCUCCUCCUCUCCCCCCUCCCACCCAAAAAGGCCAGGAGGAGCUUUGCAGAGAGAGGCAAAAUAGUCCUCCAGCUUUUGAACUCUCUCUCUCUCUGUGCUGAGUGUGUAAACGGAACUCCUGAUCUGUGCCAAAAACAAAAAACAAAAUCCCAGAUGGCCAUUUUUCUGCGAAAUCAUUUUUCCUCCGGCAUCCAGCGAUACACGGCCUUGUCUGCUUGCAAUUUCUGCCUUACCCAGCCCGAGCGGGCUUUGCCGAGAAAGCAAUGGACUUAGAAACAACCUAGCCACCUUUGCAAACAAGCCAUCAUCUCUUGGCCUCGUGAGGGAGAACCGACCUUGCUUGCUUCAGUUUGGUCCGGAUUGGAGGGGAAUCUUGGCUUUUGAUGGAGUGGGAUGGCGACACCGUUUAGAAGCAGUCCAAAUCCUUUAGCCCUGUGGGAUGAGGCGAAGGUGGGGAGCGGGGGGGGGGGGGCGGCAGAACGGGAUACACCGUAAAAACCAGGUUUUUAAUUUCCUACUCGGGGUACGGGAUGCAAACGGAACUGCACAGCCUCUUUUUAACGCUUUUGAAAUUCUCUGCUGUAGCAUCUGUUUCUCGGGGCCGCCUCUUUCGCGAAAGAGGGCCGUUCCCCCUCUUUCCCGCCCUCGUGCGUGGCAUCCGCAAAAGUGGGGUUGCAGAAUUUGCCUUUUAUUGCUUUGCGUAAAGGUUACACGCGAUUCAAAGCGGGGAGGAUGUUCAGGAAUCAUAUUCACGGAUCCAGAUUUGAAUAAACUGUCACAGGAUUAGGAUGAUUUUUGUCGGAUUCCGUCAGUUUGGUGCGAGAGCAAGCGGGGGGGGGGAGAGCGAGCGGUCCAUCAGGGUGGCGCUCCGAGAAAUGGUAGGAAGGGAUGCCGAGGGGCAAGAAAGGGACGUGGUGAAUUGGAGGUGUAAAGUUGUAGCGCGGUAUAGAGCAAGUGGUAAAUUGAAUUUGGGAGACGAGUUUGAGAAAGAAAGAGUGGUGAGGUAUUUACUUCGCUUGCGUGAAGACCGGGGUCAAAUUUUCUAGCAUAACUUCACAAGGCAUGUUGGUUAGUUAGAGUAUUGAGAUUUUUGGCCACGCUGAGCCAAAGGGGCGAACCUGCUUUUAUUAAUUAAAAGAGUUUGGGUCCUGUUUUUUUCCCCUGGGGUGCCUUGUGGAUGGACCCCAAAAAUGGAGUCCACAUGAAUGAAUUAUGGAGAUUUUGAUAGGCUUGCAGGUGGAAUGAGAGAUGGAAAAGUGUGAGUAAGGUCCUUGGUUGAAGGUAAGAGAAAUGUGUGUCUCGGAGGUCGUGGAAUUUCCCUCCCUCCCCAAGUUGGUCUCUUAAAUCUUGUGACCCUGACAAAAAAAUAAAUAAAAAUAACCUGCUUUAAAUUGAAUUAACUCUUUAAACAGAGGGCUUUCCUGUCUGCGUGUCAGGUCUGAGUCCUUUCUUCCUGUUUUAGUAGCUACGACACGUUCCUGGGGCAAUUUUUACAAAGUGUUUGUAAUUGUGUGUGGUUUACAGGGAGUCAGGAAAUAGGACAGCCCCUUGUCAAGUUUAAAGAAUGAGAGAAAACAAUGGAAACUUUCUUUUUUUUUCCUUUUUUUACUUUUCCUAAGAGACUGAAGAAGCCUUAGAAAUUUCUUCUAGGUAAUUUUUUUUUAAUGAUGUUGGAUUUUCAAAUGUUACCGAUUAUAGUGUUUGAUAUACGUAUGUAUUUAUAGACUCUGAGAAACUUGGUAGUUGAGAGGAACAGGAAUAUCACAUUCCAUUUUAGCAAAGAGUUAUUUUUGAAUGUAUUUUAUUGACUGUAGCAAUAUACGGUGUAUUUAAAAUUAGUAAAUUAAAUGUUACGAACAAUGCUGGAUACUUUCCAUAGCUAUUAAUUUUAGAAGCAGAAUAAAUCUUAAUUUUAAUUUUUAUAUUAUCACAUAACUGUAUAAUGUGGUAGAUAUGUCAGGUUUUUUUUUUUUAAAAGGGACUACAGUAGUUUCAGGGUAAAUAACAUCGCUAACAUGGGUGGCCGAAGGAGUCACAAUUUCAGUUCUGUUUUGUUUUUACUUCUCAAGUUCUCAUUCCAGAAAAAAAAAAAAUGACUUGAAGCAAGAAUGCAUUUGUAGCGGAUUCAAAGCCUGCUGUUUAAGCCAAAUUUAAAACAUUUUUUUUAAAAAAGCAGCUUUCUUAAUUUGUGCCUUAGCAGAAUUCAGUAUUUUGUGGUGCUAAUGGUGAAAUCUUUUUUUUUUUUUCUAGCAUGAUUACAUCUGAUUAUUAAGCACUUUCUUUGGACACAAUUCCUGUCUUUUAUGAUUCACAUAUAUAUUGCACUUGAUACAAUAAAUAUUUUUUUAAGCCUGA
Molecule: messenger RNA, 3151 nt
Organism: Pantherophis guttatus
Lineage: Eukaryota; Metazoa; Chordata; Lepidosauria; Squamata; Colubridae
Gene: RIT1
Product: Ras like without CAAX 1
Biological process (GO): signal transduction
Cellular component (GO): membrane
Molecular function (GO): GTPase activity; GTP binding
Source: RefSeq, a predicted model, not a curated record